This is a messenger RNA of Eupeodes corollae, 1339 nucleotides long. It is a transcript of the gene Vti1a, whose product is annotated as vesicle transport through interaction with t-SNAREs homolog 1A. The coding region runs from base 78 to 731 and encodes 217 amino acids. NCBI's taxonomy places the organism in Eukaryota, Metazoa, Arthropoda, Insecta, Diptera, Syrphidae. Gene Ontology annotation, cellular component: late endosome membrane; SNARE complex; ER to Golgi transport vesicle membrane. Gene Ontology annotation, biological process: Golgi to vacuole transport; retrograde transport, endosome to Golgi; vesicle fusion with Golgi apparatus. The record is from RefSeq and is a predicted model, not a curated record. Gene Ontology annotation, molecular function: SNAP receptor activity; SNARE binding. The transcript has 3 exons.
CGAAAAGAAAACAACACAGCUGGAAAAAUUUCAAUUCAAUACAAUUUAUCAUUAAAAUUAAGUUAAAAGAAUUCAAUAUGACUUUAAUCGAUCACUAUGAGCAACAAUAUGCUUCAUUAAUUGCAGAAAUUACAGCAUCAAUUGGUCGAUUAAACAUAUUUAGUGGAUCUGAAAGACGUGAACUUUGCGCAAAAAUCGAUGGAAGUCUAACCGAAGCUUCUGAAUUGUUGGAACAAAUCGGUUUGGAAAUAAGAGACUUGAAUCCAUCUGUUCGACCUGGUUUCAAUAGCAAACUUAAUUGCUAUCAAGUCGAACUAAAGCGUCUUCAAAAUGAAUACAAAAACAUCAAAGAACAGUCACGAAAUCAUUCCUCACUCGAAAUAACUGAUGAAUUUGAUGAUGUAUCAAUUCGAGAUGAUCAAAAGCAACGGUUGCUCGAGAACUCGGAGCGUAUCGAACGAACUGGGAAUCGUCUAGUUGAGGGCUAUCGCAUCGCUGUGGAAACAGAAGAAUUGAGCACACAAGUCUUGCAGGAUUUACAUCAUCAGCGUGAAACUCUUAAUAAUGCUAGAUCCAGGCUGAGGGAGACAAAUGCUGAAUUGGGUAGAUCGUCGAGAAUUUUGAAUUCAAUGUUGAUGCGUGCAUUGAGGGAGAAGGCUAUUCUCUAUGGAGUUGGUGGAUUCUUUGUGGUUGCCGUUGUAAUCAGUGUUUACUUUUCAUUUUCUAGCUAAUUAUUCCAAAUGUGUAAAUGAUUAUUUGUUAACAUUUUAUCUAAAUAGGAAUCAAUCAUUAAAAGCCCAAAUCAUUCCUUUUGACAAGAUUUGCUAAUUCAUUACUGUUAUAUAAAUAGUAAGGUGUACAAAACUCAUUAAAAUAUGUUUUUAUUUAAUUUUAAGUACUUAGAUAUUUCAUUUAAGAUGUUGAUAUUUAUUUUAGCAAAUUUUACUAAGUAUUAAAAGUUUUAAUUUAAAAAAAAAAUAGUUUAUUUUGUUGUAAGCAUCGGUGUGAAUCUAUUAAAAAUAAUCCCACAAGGAAUUUAAAAACUCAGCUUUAGGGAAAAGGCUUAAGAGAGAGUUCACACCAAAAUUCGCAGUGUCAAUUAUCAAUCGACUGUUGAUAAAUAUCGAAAUCCAGGCUUUUUAAUCUUUUGCUUAAGAAUUGAACACUUUUUUUGGACAUGAAUUUAGCACAUUGAAAGGAGUGCAAGUAUUUUUCUGCUUUAAAUUCUUUAUUACUUGCAAGUAACGGUUCAUUUUUAUGUUGUUACUAUGACUACCUUAUAUGGUAAUAAAAAUGUGUAGAUGAUUGAAAAGUAAAGUAUCGUUUUGCGAAAAAUGAA